This is a messenger RNA of Oncorhynchus kisutch (coho salmon), 1355 nucleotides long. RefSeq lists its product as uncharacterized. Lineage: Eukaryota; Metazoa; Chordata; Actinopteri; Salmoniformes; Salmonidae. The transcript is spliced from 5 exons. The record is from RefSeq and is a predicted model, not a curated record. The coding region runs from base 207 to 539 and encodes 110 amino acids.
UGUUACAGAUUCACAUUACUGAACGUGUCUCAACCCGUACCGCGCUUUUAUCUGCCUAAAGGUAUCUUCACGCACGACUGGAUAGGCCUUUUGGAUACGCUUGUCCAAGGCCCAAGACAUAAAGUCUCCUGAAAGCUGUGUAGCAAUCAUUCCAUUGCUGACCCAUAGGAUGGUAAUCACAUACAUGAUUGGCUUCAUCUAGAAUCAUGGAUACCUUUCAUACCUUCUCAUCACAAGUUGGAACUAGUGGUCAACAUUGGGACAAUGCAGCCAUAAAUAACAUGGACCAAUAUUUUCAUUGGGUGAGCAAGACCUGCCAGCAGAGCUCACUGGAGCAGGGAGACAUGCCGUCAUCCUUUUGGCGCCUGACAAAGCUUGAGAUUCAGAUCCUGCUGAACGAUGUUAAGCAUUCGAUUAACCACAUGCAGGGGACGCUGAACACCGUGCAGGGGCAGUGUAUUGAGUUGCAGACUGCCAUGUCUAAGGUAGUGUCAGAUGAGUCUCAGAUACAGAAGAAUAAGUCUAUGAUGGUAUGGUGAUAAUGAUUGAGAUGGUCAUUAUAAUAAUGAUGACUAGCGGUACCCCACCCUAAGGGCGGUAAAUCAUUGGAUCUGAUUAAUUUACACUAAUAAUAAGCUAUUGUCAACUUCCCGUCUAUGCUUAUCUUGCUCAUUGCUCACUGUCAAUUGCUGACUGUUAUCCUAUGUGUUUAACUAUUAUUGAUUUCUCACAGAAAAAUAAUUUGAUUGCAAAUGUACCUGGGGCCAUGUAAAUAAUUGUUAGGCUACUCAUCUUGAAUCCACCGGUGGCAACUUGUGUGACCAUAAAAGUCUGUGUGCGACUGGGCACAGUAAAAUAAUUUGGUUACUGACCUGCCCUACAUCAUAGAAGGCCCUUCAAGUCAGAACUAGGAAAUUCUGUCAGUGAGCAUUAUGGGUAAUUAUCCUACAUACUUACAUCAAAUACUUUAUGAUAGCAUCAUCUCCUGUAGUAACAGUGCCAUUCCAAACACAAUAAAUGUGAGAAUGAACAAAGAUACAAAAUAUUGCUAAAGUGAAGAAAAUCAGCUCAAAAUUGUAGGAGGAAAUGCCCCUGCAGCAGGGAGGCUUACGGUAUUAUAAUAUAUUGUAGAUAACAUUAAUAUAAUUUGUGUAUUUACAGUAUCAUUACACAUACAAAUGAAAGUAUAUGCUAGGGAUUGAUCUACACUGAGUGAACAACACAUUAAGAACACCUUCCUAUUGAGUUUCCCCCCCUUGGUGGUGGACCAUUGUUGAUACUCAGGGAAAAGUGUGGAGUGUGAAAAUCCCAACAGCAUGGCAGUUCUUGACACAAAAUUCUACCAUACUCUGUUC